Psammomys obesus (fat sand rat) is the source of this 3203-nucleotide messenger RNA. It is a transcript of the gene Kctd10, whose product is annotated as potassium channel tetramerization domain containing 10. The transcript has 7 exons. The record is from RefSeq and is a predicted model, not a curated record. Gene Ontology annotation, molecular function: protein binding; ubiquitin-protein transferase activity. Gene Ontology annotation, cellular component: Cul3-RING ubiquitin ligase complex. NCBI's taxonomy places the organism in Eukaryota, Metazoa, Chordata, Mammalia, Rodentia, Muridae. Gene Ontology annotation, biological process: negative regulation of Rho protein signal transduction; protein ubiquitination; protein homooligomerization. The coding region runs from base 73 to 1020 and encodes 315 amino acids.
CUGCCUUGAGUGAGCUGGGUGUUUCCUGCCUCUCAGUCCGGAUUUGGAGACUCCGGCGUCCUCCGACUUUUCAUGGAAGAGAUGUCAGGAGAAAGCGUGGUGAGCUCAGCGGUGCCAGCAGCAGCUACCCGCACCACUUCCUUCAAGGGCGCCAGUCCCAGCUCCAAGUACGUGAAGCUGAACGUGGGGGGAGCCCUCUACUAUACCACCAUGCAGACGCUCACCAAGCAGGACACCAUGCUGAAGGCCAUGUUCAGCGGGCGCAUGGAAGUGCUCACCGACAGCGAAGGCUGGAUCCUCAUUGACCGCUGUGGGAAGCACUUUGGGACGAUACUCAACUACCUUCGAGAUGGGUCUGUGCCCUUGCCUGAGAGCCGCCGGGAGAUUGAGGAGCUGCUAGCGGAGGCCAAGUACUACCUGGUGCAGGGCCUGUUGGAAGAGUGCCAGGCGGCCCUACAAAACAAAGAUACUUACGAGCCCUUCUGCAAGGUUCCUGUCAUCACCUCCUCCAAGGAAGAACAGAGGCUCAUAGCGGCUUCCAAUAAGCCGGCCGUGAAACUGCUGUACAAUAGAAGUAACAACAAAUAUUCCUACACCAGCAAUUCUGACGACAAUAUGUUGAAAAACAUUGAACUGUUUGAUAAACUUUCCCUGCGCUUUAACGGGAGGGUCCUGUUCAUCAAGGACGUCAUCGGGGAUGAAAUCUGCUGCUGGUCAUUUUAUGGCCAGGGCCGCAAAAUCGCUGAAGUCUGUUGUACCUCUAUCGUCUACGCCACCGAGAAGAAGCAGACCAAGGUUGAGUUCCCUGAAGCCCGCAUUUAUGAGGAGACCCUGAAUAUUUUGCUGUAUGAGGCCCAAGAUGGCCGAGGACCUGACAAUGCACUCCUAGAAGCCACAGGAGGGGCAGCUGGACGCUCCCAUCACCUGGAUGAGGACGAAGAGCGGGAGCGAGAGCGGAUUGAGCGCGUGCGGAGGAUCCACAUCAAGCGCCCAGAUGACCGGGCCCACCUCCACCAGUGAGCAGGCAGGCGCAAGCUGCCUCCGCCCCUCUGCCCCUGCCCCUCAGACCCUGCACCGGCUUCUGGGCACCUCCCACCUCCCGGAGUCUGGAGACACUUUUGUAACAAGCCAGAUGGUUAUUUUAUAUUUCUUGACAAAGUGGAUUGCUUCUGUGUUGACCCAGGUGUGCACCCCUUCUGAACAAGCUGUGUCUAAGAGCCUGGAGCCCAGCUUUCUUGGCUCUUGGAGGGAAAGUAUGAAUGAGUUUGGUGUGAAUGUGAGAGCCUUUGUUGCAGUAUUUAUUUUUAUGGGUGUUGACUACCUAUAAGGGCUUUUUAGGUGACACUCCCUGAAGGGCUUAGUUUGACACUUCUGAGGGACUGUGUAUGGCAGCCAGCCAAAAAGGUGUCCAUGAGCAGCCUGGCCCCCGUGUGCUCCGAGCAGACAGCCUCAUUCUUUCCUGGGAGUCUGCUCUGUACACGGUUUUGUGACUGGAGCUCAUUGGUCAACAGUUGCAGCUUGUGGAAGUGGCCCUGAGUGUGCGUCCAGCAUCUCUGGGGCCCCUCAGGGCAGCAAACCCACAGCAGGCAGGGAGCAGGCCGGCUCCGGGCAGUGGGCUCUGCCCUCGCCUGUCCUUUGGAUGCACCCCAUUCAGGAAGGCAUCUUACUGCCUUGGAGCCAGCACUCCAGUCUGCUGCUUCAAAGCUCUGCUCCCUUCUGCAUCUGCAUGGCUUCCUUUCGUCGUCAGGUUGGUGGUGCCUUGCUCUUUGGUUGGGAAUUGUGCAGCCACAGACUGUGGCAGCAAGGAGGGACACUGCUAGGAGCUUGUAGCCUGAUUCAGGACUUUCCCUGCUGUAACCCUGCAGCUCCUUCAUUUUUAUUUCUGUGCCGAGCAGAGUUGGCUGCAAAGACCUUUGGGUCUUGUGUGUGUUCAGGGGAUGUGUGUGACUGCAGUGGGACGUGUGAGUGUGGAGGACAUGCCAGGUACUGCCAGUCUCUGCGCCUGUGCAGGAGUUACGGCUGACAGGGUUGGUUGUGUGUAGACUAGUUACAAGGUGAGUGCGGUAGCGAUGGAUUUCGGCUGCUUGGCAAAGGAAUUGUUACUGUUUUUUAGACCAAAGGUAUUAUGUGGGUGAUCUCUGACAAGUUUUAAAGUUAAUAUUUUGUGACGGUUUUUACAGCUCACUUUGUAUGUGACAGUUGUAUACCUUUCUCCUGUAUCUGACAAUAAAUAUUCAAACAGUCCCGACUGGAUCGAGGAACCACAUACAGGAUCGAUGCUUUUUAAACAAUGCUGUGGGGAACCUUUUGUAUUAAGAGCCAAGAAAGGGAGCUUAUAAAUCAUGUUUCAUAAGUUUUAUACUGUUUGUUUUAAACGUCAGUCCUACCCUAUGGGUUCAACUUUUCUAGGAAUUUAAAGUGAAUGAGUGCUGGUGUUCUCUGUAGGAAUGGAAAAGCCAUUGUAUACACUGUUCAAAUGAUCAAGUGCAGAACGACUUGGCGGCACAAUCUGACUUGCCUUGGCCUCUGCGCCUUACGGUUACUGUUUUGGCAGCUCUACCUUCCUCUUUCCUCAAACCGUGUGCCUGUAGCUUUGCACCUCUGCUCCCAGGGAUAGGAACAGGCCUAGCAAACAUUCCAUGGUGCCUGAUACUGCUGGCAACUGUCCAGCUAGGGCCUGACCCAGUGUCAGUGAGGCUGAAUCUAAAGCUUUGCUUUCAGGUUCCAUAGGCUAGCAUGAAGUGCAGUAGUCAGCAUUUCUAGUUCACCAUUCCGUGAGGCACUGGCCUUGGGUUUGGUGUGAAGAGUGAAGCUUUACUGCACACGAAGGGCUCACAGUUAAAGUACAUUGGAUAGCUUUUUGUUCAUGGUAACCAAGUUCAGUGUUUGUGGCAACUAGGGCCCACACCCCAGCAAGUCCUGGCACAGCCUCCUGUUGCCUUCCUGUGGAAGAUGGGCUGUUGGACCUCGCUGGAAGCUGUGGUCCCAUUUAGGUGCAGCCUCCUUCCUGCUGCUGGUCCUCGGCGCUCCCCCAAAGUAUGUGCAAGCUAGAGGACUCCACCCAGUCACUGGUCACGUUAAGCACAUCGCUAACCUUCCUGUCUCUGCACUAUGAAACAAUGCUGGGAGUUUUAGAAGUGCUCACUGUUGUACAAGCGUCUGCAGACACAUGUUAAAUAAAUGUUAAACUGUGCUUCUCCUCA